This is a messenger RNA of Calypte anna (Anna's hummingbird), 3545 nucleotides long. RefSeq names its product leucine zipper tumor suppressor family member 3 (gene LZTS3). Gene Ontology annotation, biological process: regulation of dendritic spine morphogenesis. The record is from RefSeq and is a predicted model, not a curated record. Lineage: Eukaryota; Metazoa; Chordata; Aves; Apodiformes; Trochilidae. Gene Ontology annotation, cellular component: dendritic spine.
GAUGAGACACAGCAUCCUUGCCAGUGCCACUGACCCACGCCUCCCCCUCCCCUCUGCUUUACCAUGGCCAUGCUAAAGACCCUGCCCAUCCUUAGUGACCUCAGCUCCCCCAACAAGGAAAACUUCCAGAGUUUUGCUCCCAGGCCAUCCCAACCCUUCUCCAGGAGCACCAUGGGCAGCGUGGGCAGUGGGGUGGCCAACGACCAAGAGUUUGCCAUGAAGAGCGUGGGCACCCGGACGCAGAGCGGCGGGCGGCAGGCAGAGGGGUCCCGAAACGGGUACCCCCCCCAUCACCCCCCUAGGGACAUACCCACCCGUUACUCGGGUGAGGAGAAGACCUACAAGGUGGAGAAGGUUUCCAACUCCUUGUAUCUCAACGGAGAGCUCCGGAAAGGAGAGAAGGUGAAGGUGGACAUCUGCGGGAACAUCACCCCCAACAACAACGAGAAGAACUCCUUGCCACCUCCCCAGUACAGAGAGCCCAACAACCCACCAAAGAUCCUGCCCAUCUCUGGAAAACUGGAGCAGAGCAAUGAGCCCUUAGUUAGACCCUCAGCCUUUAAACCAGUAGUUCCUAAAAACUUCCAUUCCAUGCAGAACCUCUGCCCGCCGCAGAGCAACGGGGCGGCGGAGAGCAGGAAAACCUUGACCCAAGCCAACAGCAAUAGCCCCACGGCCCCCAAAAACGGGCUGGAGAAGAGCAGCCUUAACAGGACUACAAACCAAGUAGGGGGGCUCUCAGAUUCGGGCCGUAACUCCUUAACCAGCUUGCCCACCUACGGGACGGGCUACAGCCAGCACGUGGGGCCCAUGAGCGCCUCCACCAGCCACAUCAACCGGAUCGGAACCGCCUACGUGGAGAAGAGCAUGGCGGGCUACAACGGGAUAUCUACCUCAGACAGCGGGAGGUCUUCGAGCAAGAGCACCUCCUCCUUCAACAGGCUCAACCAUCUCAACGAAACCAUGCCUUUCCACUCCCCUUCCACGGAUGACAUUAUCCAAGACCUGGAGGACCGGCUGUGGGAGAAGGAGCAGGAGGUGCUCCAAAUGAGGAGGAAUUUGGACAAAAGCGAAGCGGCCAUCUUCCAGGUGUUCGAGGAGAAGCAGAAGAUCUGGGAGAGGGAAAUGGAGGACCUGAGGCAAAACUACGCCAACAAACUGCAGCAGGUCUCCAAAAAGGCCCAGAGGGCUCAGCAAGCCUUGCAGCUCCAGAUCUUCAAGCUCCAGCAGGAGAAAAAAAAACUCCAGGAUGAAAUGGGGCAACUCCUCCAGCAGCGAGAGGAGCUGGAGAAGAAAUUCGUGGCUUUCAAGAAGGAACAGGCUGAGUUUCUGCCAAAGAUUGAAGAGACCAAGUGGGAGGUGUGCCAGAAGGCAGGUGAGAUCUCCUUGCUGAAGCAGCAGCUGAAGGACUCCCAGGCAGACGUCUCCCAGAAGCUGAACGAGAUCGUGGGGCUGCGGACGCAGCUGAAGGAAGGUAAGAACUUCCUCCGGGAAAAAGAGGAGCAGAUCCUCAACCUGAAGGACUCCUACAGCUCCAAGAGUGUCAACCUGGAGAUCUGCGAGGGCGAGCUGCAGAGGAAGAUGAGCGAGGUGCAAGUGCUGAAGGAAAAACUCAACCACUGUGAGCUGGAGGUCUCUGGGCUGAAGAGGACACUUGCCAGCAUGGGACCUCCGGGCCCUUUUGGUGGUGGGGACCUCGGGGAGAAGCUCCGAGACCCUCUGGCUUGUGAGAGUGAUGAAGCCAAGAUGCAGAGGCAGAGCGAGGACAGUGUCAACACGCUGAGGAAGGAGGUGGAGAGGCUCCAGACAGAGCUGAAGCUGGAGAGGCAGCAGCGGGAGCAGCAGGUGAUGGAUUUCCAGGAGGAGAGGAGGACGUGGCAAGAGGAGAAGGAGAAAGUCAUCAAGUACCAGAAGCAGCUGCAGCUGAACUACGUGGAGAUGUACCAGAAGAACCAGCUCCUGGAGCACAAGGUGAAUGAGAUGAACACCAAGGCUGCCAGCCCCCCACACACCGAGGAGAAAAAAACAUGGACCCCCUCGAGACUUGAGCGAAUAGAAUCCACUGAGAUCUGACCCACGAGAACACAACCUGAUUUGAUUUGAUUUGAUUUGAUUCAUUGCUGUGCAUGUACUACCUACUCAAGCCAGUGAUCUGAAGGAUUCCACACUACUGUAGGAGGGGGGAGAGGCUGCUCACACCCAGCUCCAUCACCCUCCCUCUGUCCUCCUGUGCUCUAUAGGUACCACAACUGUGGAUGUGCGUUGGUUUGCCAUCAAUAAUGCAACAUCUCCUUUAGGUUUUGGGUUGGUUUGUUUGUUUUUUCCCCUAGUCCAGCUGGUGAGGGUCAGCUGGCCCUUUCCUAACCUGCCCUGACUUCCUUUGGUAGAGGUUGCCACCCUUCUCCUGCAAUUCACCCUUCUUUGGUUGGUUGGUCUGGAGGGUUGUGGUUGCUUGCUUUGGUUUUUUCCAAGCAUUUCCUCGUGGCAAAUCAGUUCAAAGUGGCAGCUUUGGGGUUUUGUUUGGGGCUUUUAUUUUUGGUUUGGUGGUUUUUUUUCUUUUCAGAGCAUUUUUAGCCACAUUGGCUAACGAAGCAAAGCUCUGGAGAUGAUGAGCAAACUCCCUGCUCUGCUUCAAGCAUCCUGUCUAGACAGUGGUCUUAGUGAAGCCAGUGGGAGGCUGGCCACUGAUUCCAGUGAAACCAGACAUAUCUUUUCACAGAUCACUCCCUCUUGCCAGCCCGUGGCUACCAUGGAUCUUGCAAGAGGUUUGGGACAUCUUGAGGAGCAGGAUGAGCUCCAACCAGCAAGGAAUGAUCAUGCAGCAGGGUUUGACACUUGCUGUAUUUUCAUUUUGUUGUGGUUUCCUCCUGCUGUUCCACUUCUCUCCUGGCUUGGGACCAACCCUGGGACCAACCCUUCCCACCUCUGCCUAGGUCCCCAUAUUCUGACCAGAUACUCAAGCUGCCUACAGCAAGAAAAACUUGGAAUUCCAAGCUGGUUUCCUUUCCCAAGAGCCCAAAGUGGGUGGGAUCAAGGCUUGGGGGAGCCUCCCAAAGGAUGGGAUGGUGACACCAAUCCAAGCUCUUAGCAAUUUGCCCCAAGACUGGGCAGCUGGGUAACCUGUUCCCAAAGGAAUGAUGCUUGGAGCCUCUUGGUCCAAGGGCUUCUUCAAAGCUGGCACUGGAGCCUCUCCCAGGAGCUCCCAGCAUCGCUGCCAGGUGGCAAUGGGCUGAGCAUCCACCUCUUCCAACAUCACCCAGAGUGAUCCCAGCAGACAGCACAUAUCCACAGGACACAGAGAACCCCAGAAGUGACUCCUCAGCUCCUCAGCUCCUAUCUCCUGAAAGCAGCAGAAGAAGGGAAAAUGUUCAAUGUCACACAAGUGCUUAUGCCCUGGCAGGAGAACAACCAAAACUCUGCCCUGAACUCCCUGAGACUGGUGCAGGCAUCAAAGAACCCAGCAUUCAGCUUUUAAAAAGUGAGCAAGGUGGGGCUGGCUCUCCCUUUCAUAUUUUGUUUUUUACCAUGAUCUACGGUGAAGAGUU